Pygocentrus nattereri (red-bellied piranha) is the source of this 2594-nucleotide messenger RNA. RefSeq names its product riboflavin kinase (gene rfk). The record is from RefSeq and is a predicted model, not a curated record. Gene Ontology annotation, molecular function: riboflavin kinase activity. Gene Ontology annotation, cellular component: mitochondrion. The coding region runs from base 241 to 720 and encodes 159 amino acids. NCBI's taxonomy places the organism in Eukaryota, Metazoa, Chordata, Actinopteri, Characiformes, Serrasalmidae. Gene Ontology annotation, biological process: riboflavin biosynthetic process; FMN biosynthetic process. The transcript has 5 exons.
AGAGGAACGACGCAGGCGAAGGACGCCCUCCUUAAAACCGCCGCGCCGCCUUCUGUCCGGGUUUCCGGAGACUGAACAGACCCCGCGCUGCUUUACCCCGUUCAAGACCACCUACAGACCCUCUCUCGCGUCUUCACGGCAGGUCCAGCUGCUCCUGUGUCCAGCGGGAGUUACUCAGCUGCGACCGCUCUCUGUGGGUGAUCGCGGGUCAUCGGUGUAGCAGCAGCGCUAGCAGUGGACAUGAAAAGCCUUCCGUAUUUCUGCCGAGGGCCGGUGGUGCGAGGAUUUGGGAGAGGGAGCAAGGAGCUGGGAAUCCCGACAGCAAACUUCCCCAUGUCUGUAGUGGACAAUCUCCCUGCUGAUGUCAGCACAGGCAUCUACUAUGGCUGGGCACGAGUGGACAGUGGAGAAAUCCACAAGAUGGUGAUGAGCAUCGGCUGGAACCCGUACUACAAAAACACAAAGAAAUCAAUGGAAACGCAUCUGAUCCACAAGUUUGAAGAGGAUUUCUAUGGUCAAACACUAAGUGUGGCCAUGGUGGGUUACAUUCGCCCAGAAAGAGGAUUCAAUUCACUCGAGGAAUUGAUAGCAGCAAUUCAUGGUGACAUUGAAGAAGCGAAAAAAAAGCUGGACUUGCCGGAACACUUGAAACUGAAAGAGGGCAACUUUUUCAGAACAUCCGUUUCCACAACGAGCGAUCAGAUCAUGAACGGUCACUGACUUGACCCUACCACUUGCCUGUUGUGUCCCAUCUUCCGUUUUCUUGGGGUAAAGCCACUGCGACGUGCUUUAAAAUGUUAUUUUUAUACCAUAGCAUUUUAGAGGAAGGUUCACGUGUUUGUGUGGCGCUGUUGAAUGGUGCUGGUACUGACUGCAGAGCCAACUUUGUCACUGCAUCCUCUCCCAAGGUCAUUCUGUAUAAAAGAUAAAACAGCGAGGGGAGUGAGGUUUGUCUUUGUCAUGGAGGAAAGUACAAGCAUUACCAUGUACAUGUAACAUCUACUGCUCUAGACAAUUUUAGCCUCUUUCUCCGUACUUAGAAAAUAACACGCAAACCCAUUUACUCAAAGCACAAGUAUAAUAGACGACAACAGGCAGCUGCUGAAGCAUCUGAAGCACCAGUUGGCAUCAUAACCUCUUUAGUGACCUGAUCACAAGUGGACUGUGAAAUUACUUCACAACAUGCUUUACCAAGCAUAUAGUGGAUCUCAUACUUCUAGAAGUCUAAUUAACUGUACUCUGUUACUACAGAACAUAAUUAGGCCUGAGGUUUUGCUGCAGCUCAGUAUGUGAAUAAAAUCAUUUGUGCUCAGUUUUUGAUAGAAUUUUUAAAUGUGGCACCAUUUUUUUUGUCCAUUUUAGCAUAAUAGAUGUCAGAAAAAAUAAAUAUUGUAUUGUGAUAAUUUCUUGAUGUAUUUGGUAACAUUAGAUUUAAAUUGCCCACUACUAGGUUAAAAUGCGUUUCCAGUGACGACUCGGAUUUCAUGACUUUUCAUCUCUACAACGUGUCAGAAAUAAUGGCAAUUAGCAGUGGAAUUGUCUUUUUUCCCUUUAUAUGGAACUAUUAUAUUACAAGCCUACAUCCUUCAUAGCUAGCCUUACUGUAGCUAAUACUAGCUUGUACCUGGAAUCAUGUGUAGAGCUGAGCAAAGCUUACAAGCAUCUCUCAAGUGUUUAAAUAUGAGAGAAAGCUUUCUCUUUCUGCAAGCAUGCGUGCUAACAUUAGUGUUCGCUACUAAGCAAGCGAGUAACCAAACAGUCAAAGCUUUGUUGUUUUUGCAAGACUCAUGUGAUGCACAUUUGUGUGUUUAUUUGUCUGAACCCAACUAGUGAGUCUUUCACAGGAGCACACAGAUCUUCUAUGUUCACAGUAUAAUUAUGUGGUCAUAAACGUCACUGACUGCCUCCGAAGGUGGUCUGAAUGAUUGGAUCACAGUGCGUCUGAGAUGCACUGGACCCUGUUCACCUUUACAUACUGAUGUCUACUUUUCUGAUGACCUGAGAGGUCAUUAAUGCCAUGUGUGAAGGGGCUGUCCAGUCAUUGCAGCUCUUACCCAUUUGAAGCAGCUGCCUUGUUGGCGUCUAUUAAAACUUGAGAAAACCUACAGGUUUGAAACUUCUAACUGCACGGAAACGCAGUGCAAGUGGUGUCUGCAGUACAGAUGUGGCACAGAAGGAUUAGGAUGAAAAAUGUUGGCGUAUUCCUUUAAGAAGGGCUGUUUCAGAUGAUGGAUCCCCAAAAGAGAAAAAAAAAUCUUUCCCCUGUUUUGUAACCUUUAUGAAGGACGUCUCAGUAGGGAGGAAGAACCUUCAGGACAGUGAGACUUGUUUAGACUGAGUUUUCUGUAACAUUGAUAUCACACUGUGUACCGGAUCCGUCACUAGACUAAGCAGGAGUGUCUGAUUUAUAAGCCUGGUUCUUUAUGCAAUGGAAGGUCCUGCUUUUUGUAGUUGAGAAUCAGGCAUGUUGUAAUGUACCAUUUUCAAAUGAGUUGUGAUGAUCUUAUGAAUAUGCAUACAGUUGUAUAAACGUGUGUGUGUGUGUGUGUGUGGAGAUGGAGCCAUUUCCUUUUAAAUAAUUUAUUUGUCUCGUG